UCAGGUCCUCAUGCCUUUGUCAAGGCGGGACAAGGAGACAUGGGCGCUUACUCGAUCCUAUCGACAUGAAAGAGGAGCAGCACGUGAUGCGCGUGGGCAAAACUGAUUGCUUUCGGUAUUUCAUGGAUUUCUAAAACGCCACGAUGGAGGUCGUCACUGAGGCGACAUCCGCCGCGAUUGCUGCAGCAACUUCCGCUGUCCUCGUCUACCCCUUAGACACUAUUCUUGUGCGAUAUCAAGCGUCGAGUCGACGGAAAGUAACAGAUCCAUACACCGCUGCCUUCCACUUCAACAGCGGACACAAAGAGCUCGCGAAAAUCAUCUUGGAGCUUCUACGCGAGCAGUCGCCGGGAUCACAUGAGCCUUCCCCAACAAAACGUACAGCCUCUGAGCAGAGGGCCCGUGACAGCUUCACUUCUCCGGAAGACGUUGUUGUUCAUAUUGCCGAGACACUGAGAAAACUGUACAAGGGCGUUGGUGUCAAGGUGUUCGAGGCGGUUGUGAGGAAUUUUGUGUACUUCAUCUGGUACAAGCUUCUGAAGGAGACGUACGAUCGACGUGGUGGACAACAAACGGUUGCCUCGCGGCUCUUUCUUGCAACGGCUGCCGCAGUGAUCAACCAGUGUUUCACAGCACCUUUGGAAGUAAUAUCCACAAAUGUGCAAACGACAGGUCUUAACUAUCGUGCAGUCAUUCGAAAAAUUUUCCAGCAACAAGGAUUUCGGGGAUUUUACCGAGGAUUCGCCGCCUCGUUGAUUCUCUGCUCAAACCCAGCCAUCACCAAUGCCUGCUUCGAUCGCCUCAAACUCCUCCUUCAGGUUGUGGUGGCGGCUCAAGCACGAAGAAACGCGGAUCCAAUUCUAGACGAGGAAACACCGCUGGAUUCAAACCAACAUCUCUUGCCGAUCACACCAGCGCAGGCGUUUUGCCUCGGCGCUCUUUCCAAGGCCCUCGCGACUGUUGUCACGUCCUUCUGCAUGUACAGUGUACUCGGACGCCGCCUCGACCUGGGUCCGUCAGCCCAGACUCUGGCGGAAGCAGUACACCUGAAAGACUUCCCAGCUGACGAAGGCGAGAGCAGCGGCGCCGGGAGUCGCGGUCUCAGCUCGGUGGGAAGCAGUCCGACGACGGUGGGGCCUGAGGAGCGACGCGGCCUUCCUUCACUUCUCUCUUCUCCCGGUUCUUCUCUUUCUUUUUCCUUCUCUUCUGCGCGUCCUCUCGGCACCUCUGCCUCCUUUAGCACGCUGACCUCGCACCCGACCCAGGAAAGAACAGAAGACACCUCGUUCGCGGGAGAAGAAGGCCUCUUGGCGGGAGAAGAAGGCCUCUUGGCGGGAGAAGAAGCGCGGCUACCGGGCAUGUGUGAAGACGAGGAACGCGGAACGCGAACAGCUCACGACCGUCCACAACAUGAGACAGAUCCACUUGUCACUGUCUUCGUGGACACCAAUGAUAUGCUGAAAGCGGCCUCGUUCUGUUUAGCUGACAAACAGGAGUCUCCUGGAGUGGGCGAAGAUCGCGCCUACCACAUGUUCGAUUCCAGAGGCGACGCGAUGCUGUCGAACGGGGACGAGGUUCUGGGACCUCAUGCAGUUCCUGUGGAGAGGGCGGCGGGUGUCAUUGCCUUCAUGGUUUCCACGCUGGCGCAAGAAGGUCUGCCUGGUCUCUAUCGAGGCUUGACUCUCCAACUCUGCAAAACUCUGAUUGCUGCCGCCAUCUUGUACAUGGUGAAAGAGCGCAUCAGUGCUGAAACGCAUCAGACGCUUGAACGCGCUUGGCGCCUUUUCCGGAAGAAGAACGGCAGCUCCUAAGAAACGGAAAAAUUGCAAGGAUGGCGACAACGGGAGGGAAAAGGGGAACAAUUAUCCGUGGACAAUAACGCCACGCAUGUUUCUGCUUUUUGGAGAGACGCACAUGGGGAACAACCGUUUCUGUUUGCCUGCAAUCCAUUUCCCAGUGUGAUCUUUCUCUUGGACCACAACGCCCUUUCUGAAAACCGAAUGCAAACGACAACCGCACCUAGACUCUGCCGGGUCCCUCCGAACGCAUCCUUCAACUAUAGGAAGCGAUCUCCACCCGAAUCCAAAGAAAUGUUCGUAAAUAUGGAUAUAUAUAUUCAUAUAUAUAUAUAUAUAUAUAUGUAUAUAUUUUAUAUUUUAACCACAUACGUAUACAUACAUCUACUCAUAUGCACAUGAGCACGUGCAUUCAGUUCGACAAACAAAUGUUUAUAUGGAGAACUGUUCGACUUCUGCAUGCAUUUAGAUGCAUUUAUUCAAAUUCAUGGUGAUCGGUGCUGAUACUCCUAAUAUGUCUAGAUGUAUAGAGAUUCACGUUAGUAUACACGUGUGUAUACUGUGUGGACUUUUGAGACGCGGUCCGCGUAACAAAACGAGAAAAUGCAUGCACGGAAACACCUGCGUGCACAGUACCACCUGCAUGCGCAGUAGAGACUGCAUGUGACUGGCAGAUGCCAGGUUUUCCCUAGUAUUUUUUCCGCCAGUAAAAAAAGGGUGACUUGGCUGCGGUAUCGCUACUAGCAGCCCAUUUUCCCUCUUCUCCCUUGUACUUUGGUCAAGGGAAGUUGAUGCAUCUUGACCUGCUCUCUCUUUUUAGAGGUGGAACUGCGGGAGGAAAACGACAGGGACGCGCGGAGGAGAGUGUAUCGCGUGCGAGAAAAAACGUGUAGAAGGGCUUUUAUCUUGUAAGUCGACCUCCAUCAGAGGCGAAAAAAUGAGGUGGAAUUUCAUCUCAGGUGAUUGUUUCGAGAAUCCCGAUGUACGCAUGCAUGCAGAGGCGAAAAUACGGGGGCUUGCUCUUCAAUCUAGAGAAGGUGGAAUGGAGAGUGUUUGACAGCCUGAAAAGGGUGGAAGAAAAGAUUUAUCAGGUGAACCAAGCGGACUGGGAAAACAUAUGGAGAACGCCUAUGGCUGGAGGGAAGCAGACCUCUCC
Toxoplasma gondii ME49 is the source of this 2952-nucleotide messenger RNA. RefSeq names its product carrier superfamily protein. Gene Ontology annotation, biological process: ADP transport; fatty acid beta-oxidation; peroxisome organization. Lineage: Eukaryota; Apicomplexa; Conoidasida; Eucoccidiorida; Sarcocystidae. Gene Ontology annotation, cellular component: peroxisomal membrane. Gene Ontology annotation, molecular function: ATP transmembrane transporter activity; ADP transmembrane transporter activity. The transcript is spliced from 12 exons. The coding region runs from base 144 to 1811 and encodes 555 amino acids. The record is from RefSeq and is a predicted model, not a curated record.